CUGCCUGGGUGAUUUUUUUUCAUCCAGCUUCAUCCAGCUGACAACGGUGCAAAAAAAUGUGAAAUCUGAAAAUCUUCAAGUAGUUUCUCUUCUCUCCUGAAAAAUUGUCGAUAAUUCAUAAAUUUGUUUCAGGAAGAUGUUUCCUGCGGUUUUCGUUUGAAUCUUGUGUGUUUGUUUGAUAAUCGUGUGAUUAAAGUAAUCUGUAAAGCUAUGUAAAACAUUAAGUUUCACGUUGCUAAAUGAUAUUCUCUAGUUGAUAUUUUUCUAGUGAAUUGUGAUUUUUAUCAGUGGGUCUGGCUAGAGAGAAAUAUGUGGUACGAAUUCGUAUCGUUGAAAUUCUGUACCCCUGUCUGAUAACUCGGAGAAUUAUAUCAUUAUUAUUAUGUACGUGAUGACCGUACCAUUUUGACCAUUUUUUCAUCACUUUCACCAUCAGCAUGAAGAAAUUAUUUGGAAAAAGCGAAUCGAAAAGUGACAAUAAUGCUAAAGAUUUGGGUAACUGCGUUGGAAAGUCAUUUGUGGUUGGAAGAAUGACCGUGGUCGUAGAAGAAGUUAUUGCCGAAGGAGGGUUCGCUGUUGUUUUCCUUGUUAAAGCUAAUAAUGGGAAACGAUACGCGUUGAAAAGAUUAUUCGUCAAUAAUCCUUCGGAUUUGAACAUAGCAAAACGAGAAAUCCAAAUAGUUAGUAAUCUAAAUGGGCAUAAAAACAUGAUUGGCUACGUUGAUUCGAGUAUUGUUAGCCAAGGUAAUGAUGUAUACGAAGUAUUAAUGUUGAUGCCUUACUGCAGGAAUCAUGUCCUUAGCAUGAUGAAUUCAAGAUUGCAGUCUGGAUUCAGUGAGAAGGAAGUUCUGCAUAUUUUCUGUGAUAUUUGCGAAGCUGUGUCGAGGUUACAUCAUUGUCAAACUCCUAUUAUUCAUAGGGAUUUAAAGAUAGAAAAUAUUUUGUUAGCUGAAAGCGGCGAUUAUGUAUUGUGUGAUUUUGGUUCUGCUACCGGACGUAUUCUUGAUCCAGUGAAAAAUGGUGUAGCAAGCGUUCAAGAAGAAAUUGAAAAAUAUACUACAUUGUCGUAUAGAUCUCCCGAGAUGGUUGACCUGUAUUCAGGAAAACCAAUUACUACCAAAGCAGAUAUAUGGGCAUUAGGUUGUUUGUUGUAUAAGCUGUGUUUUUUUACGUUACCAUUUGGAGAGAGUACUUUGGCUAUUCAAAGCGGACAAUUUACAAUCCCCGAAAACCCGAAAUAUUCUAGUAAAUUGCACGCUCUAAUAAAAUAUAUGUUGGAAGUCGAUCCUGAUAAGAGGCCGGAUAUAUUUCAAACAUCGUAUUUCGCAUUUUCAGUUGCUGGUAAACCAUGUCCCGUUAAAAACUUAAACAAAUCAGCGGUUCCUAAUGUAGAAGAAUUAAUCACGUUGUUGAGCUGCGAUAAAAAACAACAACCACCUCCGGUCAAGAUAGCUCCAUCUAAAUCCCAACUUUCUAACGUAGUUCCUUCUGAACCGUUUUGUAGCACGAGCGUAACCCCGCGACAGCGACCUAAACCGAUGAAUACAACGAUUGCUGCGACUGCAUUAGGAUCAUCGCCAGUACUGAAACGAGCUUUAUUUCCGAACCCGUCGUCAAUUCAGCAAGCUUCGCAGUCUCCGGACGUGACAUGUUCCUUCGUAAACCCACCUAAUACAAAUUCAGACAGUACAGAUACUCGCUUUCAGCCGACUGAUCAUACUCAGAAACCUUUCUCAGUUACGCCUCCACCAGAGGCUGCCUCGUUUGAUAAUUUAUUCCCUUCAAAUACAGAAUUUGAAGACCCAUUCAGAGAAGAGCCGCAGAGUUUGCCUCCGAAUACUGGUAACGCUGCAAAAGUACAAGGUGAAAUAUUCACUGGACAAUCCCCAACAUUAUCCCCGUCAAAUAAACAUAAUAUUCAUAGACGAAAUGUCAGCGAUACUUCUGCGUUUAAAAGGGUUUAUUCGAACGAAAUGAAUCAGUUUCGCAGUUCACAAAAUGCAUCGCUGAAAGCAACAUCGAAGGACGACUUCGAUAAAACGGAUACUCAAGACUUGAAACAAUUUUCAACUGCAAGAGUUGUGCAGAGCAAUAAAAGACUCGAUAAAGAAUCUAAAUCUUUAUCGAGCGAGGUUUCUUCGUGGAACCCAUUCGAAGAAGGUGCUGUACAUGCAACGAAAUCGCAUAGCGUUAGUAAUGAUAUAUUCAUGGCGAAAUUUCAAGAUCGAAGUUUCGCACAGCAACCAGAUAGAAAUCAUUUCGAUAAAAAACCAACAGAUAAAAGUAAAGAUGGCGAAUCCAGUGAGGAUCCCUUUGGUUCUGCCCCGUUCAGAUUACCCGGUUCAAAACAAUCGAACAAUAAACAUAAAAAGUCUUCUAGUGCUGAUUACACAAGCUCAUUAGAUAAAUGGAAAAAGUAUUUCAUUGAGAAUAAUAUAAAAGUAGAUGAUUUAAAUUUGGAAAUCGGAACCGACAGCGAAAUUGAAUGGUACAAUGAAAUUUCAUCCUCUGAAUUGGUAGUUGCUCCGUCAACAUCUCCUUUCGUUCCGCCUCCAGCCGAAGACAGAUCGAAAUACGAAAAAUUAACCAGUAAUUUGGAUGAUGUAUCGUCUGACGAUAGUGUUGAAGAUCCAGCGAGCGGAGAUAAUUCUCAAAAACGGGGUUCGUACAACAGGCGUAUUUCGCGUCGUAAGCCGAAAGGACGAAACGACGUUAAAACAAAAUCUAACGAAAACGCGAUUAAAAAAUCAGACUCGAAUGAUUCCAUCGGUUCUGCGAGUGAUUUACGAGCACGACAAGAGCAAGAAGAAGAAAUAGACGAUAAAGAAGAUAGCGAAACGAUGACCGUAAACGAUAGCGUAUUAACUUGCGGCUCAUCGGCAUAUCAUGCCGAAUGCGAAAGCAUGGCUAGAGAAGAGUUACCAUCAUCCAGGAGGUAUCCGAGAAUGGCGAAAUUACCGGAGAAUAAAGAACUCGAUACGUUGUUCGUAGGUCAUUCGUACGGCGACAAGCCCCUAUUGGCUGAUGACGAAUUAGACAAAGGAGAUACAAUAUCGCCGGCUCCGUUGAUCGAUAUGAACGACGAACAGAAAGAGCUCAAUAAAGAAGACGUAUUUUCAUUGGCACCGUUCAGUAAAAAUCGUAAAAAACCCAAAGAUACUAGUCAAGCCGAUUUACUCAUCACUAUGUCUCCUAAUAUAGCCGAAGGAGCGUUGGUUGAUUUAGAUGAUAGUAAAUCAUAUCCUUUCGAUAGUAAACGCGGUAGCAACGCGUCGUACAAGGAAUUCGAUUCCACAUAUCAGAUCGUAAACAACGAUAGUUUCGAAACAACGGCAGCUUUUAUUCAAGGCGUCGAUGCGGUCGCCGAUAAUAAUCCAUUUAGCGCGUCUUUCAAUCCACCUCUUACUACGUGUGCUACGAAUUGCGAAACUGGCCAGUUCGAUAAAACAAAAGAAGAUCUAUUCGGAGCUGUUCCUUUUUCUCGGAUGGCCGUACCGGUCACAAAAUCGCCGUGUAAUCAAAACGUGGAUGAUUUUAUAAAUUUCUCUACCGAUAUUUCCGAUACUACUGAAACCACUGUUGCAGCUAAUAACGUGUAUUAUAUGCCGAACGCGAACUCGUAUUCUACCCCAGCUCGUACCAAUGAUAUCGAAUACAGCGCCGGUAUAAAUAAUAUGAGCUUCGAAGAUCAUACAAGUAACGGUGCUGAUUUCAACGAAUCGACGUCCUUUACCAAAGUCAAACCGGCUGCUAACACUAUGGAAUGCGGCCAGAAGUUUUUCUUUCAACCUAAUAAAAGCAAUAAUCCAUUUUUCUAAUGUAUAGUUACUAUUUGUAUGUAUUUAUCCUUCUUCGAGUCUUGUUUUCUCUUUUGUCCUGUAUUAUUCUGUAUAACGUGUCUUAUGAGUCGUAGAAGUAGAUUUUAAUAGCGAAGUUUAAUCGUUGUCUUGUUCGUUUUUAGAAAAGUUUUUCCUUUUUUUCUCCGUUAUUUCGUUAAUUGUAGAAUUUCUGUUUAAUGGUGCUUUGUAUUAUACCUUAUCGAAGUGUUUAUCAUCGGAUAUGUGAAUAUGUCUAUGAGUAUAUUACCAUUUUUUUCUCCCUUCAACCAUACCUACAAACUCUUGAGAAAUUAUUAUUCGCAAAAUACCUAAUUGCUUUUUAUUAUUUAUUUCUUAAAAGUUCUUAUUAAUAAUACAAACUAAUCGCUUUACAACAAUAACACUAAUACAAAUACCUAACUAUUUUCUUCAUACCCUAGUCAAAGUUUG
Planococcus citri (citrus mealybug) is the source of this 4268-nucleotide messenger RNA. RefSeq names its product Numb-associated kinase (gene Nak). The transcript has 15 exons. Gene Ontology annotation, biological process: protein phosphorylation. Bases 438 to 3818 code for a protein of 1126 amino acids. Gene Ontology annotation, molecular function: ATP binding; protein kinase activity. The record is from RefSeq and is a predicted model, not a curated record. NCBI's taxonomy places the organism in Eukaryota, Metazoa, Arthropoda, Insecta, Hemiptera, Pseudococcidae.